This is a messenger RNA of Alternaria metachromatica, 897 nucleotides long. RefSeq lists its product as uncharacterized. The record is from RefSeq and is a predicted model, not a curated record. The transcript has a single exon. Gene Ontology annotation, molecular function: nucleic acid binding. The coding region runs from base 1 to 897 and encodes 298 amino acids. Lineage: Eukaryota; Fungi; Ascomycota; Dothideomycetes; Pleosporales; Pleosporaceae.
AUGCCUCUGAACAAUGGCGCCAAAGCGGCGAACGAGCACCUUAUCUUCGUUAAAAACGUCCCCGGCUACAUCGAGACAGACGAGUUAAAACGAAUGUACGAGAGCUACAAUCCGACAAGCCUUAAGAACGUCUAUCCGAAUAGCAAUGUUACCACCAUCGUCGUCGGCUUCCGCACCAAAGCCGAAGCAGCGCGUGCUCAAGAGGAGACAGACCAGACGCGCAUAGCAAACGUCAUUCUCAAAGUGGAAAUGUACAAUCAGCGGCAGUCGGUGAGAUACCUGAGGGAUCAAGGGCAAGCGAGUCGGCCGCUGGGAAUGGCGGAGCAAGACGAACCAGGAUACUUCGACGAGCCAGCGCAAGAAGACGCGCCCGUCUUCACGCCACCGCUGGAACCAUACGUCGCGAGAGAUCCCGCGGCGGCGCCACAGGGUACUACGUGGGCUGACAUCGCUGGCAAUCGAGCUGCUCCGAUCAAGCACACGGGCAAGCUAGAAGAAACAGACAGCCCAGCUACCGUACCAUCCACACCGAACUUCACACCCCGCAUGCCAAUAGCUGUCCCGCAGAAGCUCCUCCCAGCCGGUCAACCGCAGCCAGGUAGCUCACCACCCCCAGCAGCCGUCUCACUAGGACACAGCACUCCCGAAGCCCUGACCAUCCCGCCGGCCGUCACCGAUAUGAGCACCGACAGUGGCAGCGACACCACCGAUGAGACCGAAGAGCGCGACAGGAUGAUUAGCGAUAUCGCCAUCUGGCAAGCGACUGCACAAUGGGCGACCGAGACCGGUGGUUACCAAUCGCCGGGUCAAGAGCCAGAGCCUCUCGAUACUACAGCGCGGAUUCGGCAACGACAUUGUCGGGACUGCGUGUUUUGUCAGAUGCGGAAUCGCUCUUAG